GAUUAGAGGCGGAGGAGGAAUGCAAAACUCCAUCCAGGGCUGAGAACAGGAGCAUUUGCGCAGAUAGCCUGCGCUGCCUACCACAGACAGACAGCAUUCCAGCCGGAGAAGUUUGUUGUUGUUGUUUUUCCACGUCUCGCCGCCCAUCCAGCGCGUCUGCAAAGUGUCUUCAAAGGAGCAGGGCGACCACCGCUGCACACCCGGACCCAGCAUCAGGCAUCAGGGAUUUAACAUGGUGAUCAAAGUGUACAUAGCAACGUCCUCCGGAUCCACUUCGAUUAAAAAGCAGCAGCAGGAUGUGAUGGGCUUCCUGACGGCCAAUAAGAUCGAGUUCGAGGAGUGUGAUAUUGCCGCCAAUGAGGCCAACAGGAAAUGGAUGAGAGAGAACAUUCCGGAGGAGUCCAGGCCGACAACGGGGAAUCCUCUGCCCCCACAGAUAUUUAAUGAAAGCAAAUAUUGCGGGAACUAUGAGGCCUUCUUCGAUGCCAGAGAGGACAACGCUGUGUAUGCAUUUCUGGGUCUGACUGCUCCCCCAGGCUCAAAGGAGGCCGAGGCUCUAGCGAAAAAAGCCCAGCAGUAGCAGCAGCUUUACUACAGUUUCUACCUGACACCCGGACCUAGUCCUGGACCCAGACUCAGACCUAGAGUUGAUCCAGAAAAAAACAAACAAACAAAAAAAAGCAAAAUUUCACUUAGCUUCUCAGUAUGUCUAUGUGUUUUUUUUAUUAUUCUGUGUUCAGCUGUGCCUUGUCAGCUGUAGUGAAGGGAGGUAGUAAAGCAGAGCAUCAUGGGUAACAAAGAAUCCGCUCUGCCUCUUCCCAUUAACCUCAGCCUGCUAAACCUUUUGGCCUAAUAUGUCAAAUCAACAUACGCACCAAUGUGAAUGAACUACAAGAUGUUCCGUGCAGCUUCCUGUUUGAAAGUGCAUUGUCACCCAACAACACACGCACUCAUAAAAAACAAAACAUCCAUGUUAACAUCAGAUCACAUUACCAUUUCUAUAAAUUGUACGGUUCAAUAAAAGCAUUGUUAAAUUAAUCUGUUGAGCUCUGGAAACAUUUCACAAAUAUUUAUUCUGUUAUUGUUAUGUACUCCAACCCUCCCAGUCACGUCACCACCAAAAGUGUAGCACCUUCUGUAGAUGUUUUAUUAUCCUCCUAUUUGAAUGUUUUAUUUACUUUAUAUAUGGUCUUAAUUCUGCUUGAACGGCAGAACUUUUAUAACAGCUGAUAUAUAUUAUGAAUUGAUAAUAAUGCCAAAAUUUACUCACCUGAUAAACAUAGAGGCAUGUGAAAAGGAGUUGUUUUUUUUUUUUUUUAAAUUGGAUAACUGUUGUGCUCUGUUUCAUAUUGUGUUGGUAAUUCCUGUUUUACACAAAUUGAUAAUUUCCCUUUUUAAAAAA
Messenger RNA from Sphaeramia orbicularis (orbiculate cardinalfish), 1402 nucleotides. It is a transcript of the gene sh3bgrl, whose product is annotated as SH3 domain binding glutamate-rich protein like. NCBI's taxonomy places the organism in Eukaryota, Metazoa, Chordata, Actinopteri, Kurtiformes, Apogonidae. Bases 233 to 580 code for a protein of 115 amino acids. Gene Ontology annotation, cellular component: cytoplasm. The record is from RefSeq and is a predicted model, not a curated record. The transcript is spliced from 4 exons.